AGAGCUCUGUCUGGCAUACUGUAACAUUGCCUUCUGAAUAUCACAGGGGUGGUUUUAGAAUGGUAUUGUUUUUAUGUACCAUUAAGGUGAAUUUUUUUCUACUCGAGUUGUGUUUGUGGGGUAACUGGCCUGGCAUGUAAGGGUGAUAAUCCAAGCUGGAGGAGUGUGGGAGGGAACCAAACUUCUCAAACUUGUAGGCAGUUAUAAAAUGUAAAAGAUACUGAGAUUUCUGUUUUUUAAAAGCACUAAUUAAUUUUUUAAUGCUGCUGGUGAAAUGAAUGGGUUGAUGAAGAAACUGAAGAAACUGAAGAAACCUGUUGCAUUUGUGUUAGCAUUGUCCUUACUUUAACCUGACUGUCAUAGUAGCUCUCUCAGUCUCUUUCAUUAUUUAUAUGUCCUGACUGCACUGCUCUGGAGCUCCCCCCAUGUGCUGUAGAGGCCACACUUGGUGGUCCUUACUUGAGCAGAAGUCUAAUUGAUGUUAUAGGGAGAGCUGCUUGCAUAUGGCUGAGGUAACUUGGCUUUUAUUUCUGUUAAACGUCAUUUAGUGUCGUUGUCUUGCUAAAUGUGUCUUUCCUUUUUCUUUUACUCACUUUAAAAUCUGUUUCAGUUGUGCAGCUUGGAACUACUAGGGGCCAUGCUGACCGACUUUAUGUGAGUUAUAGUCCCUUCAGGCUUAGGGCUGUGUCAGGAAGGUAUGCAGUGUUUGGCCCAGAACAAGCUGGGUGCUUUUCCCAGCCAGAACAAUUAUGUAACAUCACAUAGAUGCUGAAAUGCUUUGGAAACAGCAAAUUGUGGAGCUUGCAGCUUGCUCCCAAAUGAAGAGGAAAGAGGCACCCAUUUAAAGUAGGAAGCCUAAAGCAGGAGCUGAAAUGGGGUCAGUGUCACUAAGCUGACUGAAUGUGAGUGUCCAGCAGCCUAUUCUACAUAAAAGGAUGGUGAGAAGAGCAGUCUUGGGUUUCUUGCUAGCUCAGACUUUCUCUUGCUGCCAACUAGUUCUGUAUAGACUUAAAAUGAACUUCAGUGUCCUGUAUGCUUUCCAAUAGCCUCUGCAACAGACUUUCAUCUGCCACACUGUAUUAGCUGUACAGGUUAUCAAGGGAUAUGUGGUCCCUUGAUUCUAAGACUGAAAAAAAAAAAAAGAGUAAUCCACCUUGUCUUCUAAUGCAAGGAAAAGCAAGCGUUUGACCUGAAACUGAAAUGCCUGGGAUGCUCUGAGCUCAGUUUUACUCCCAGAAGUCGAACUCUUAGUCUACAGGAUGGGAAUAGCUAUAUACAGGUUUAGCAUCUGGUUCACUUUCUACUUAAAAAAUAAUUAUUAACUGUGAAUUAUAGAGAUGGCAGCUAUAGGAUGUUGAUGGGACUUCUCCCAUUUGUACUACUGACAUGCUAGGAUAAACAGUAGCAUCUCUGGUGGUUAAUCUUGUGUUAAUAGAAUUGUCCAGUGUCAAAACUUCAGGAAACAAAGCACAUAGCACUAAAAUGGUCAUGAUGGGGUUUUGUGAACCCAGAUCCUGAAUAAAACUAUGGCUAAAAAUGGUCACGUAUGUGCAUGGAUCUAGUAAUUUCAUCAGAAUAACAAUUGUGCUCCUCGAGGCAUUAGGGUUUGGUUUAAUUCCAGCAAAUGGUCCUUUUCCAUGUGUCAGAAGGUGCAGAAUGGAGGAGGAGGGUCAAAUGAGGCGAAGGCUAUCGCUGAGCCUGCAGCUGCUGGCUUUCCUCUAUCGGGGGGGUCGGGUGGCAUUGUGCAAUGGCCAGGAGCCAAGGCACCUUUCUCCUAGAGCAAACGGGGCUGCCAGGCUUUCUUCUGUCUUGCGCCUUUUUUUGUCCCCUUCAGGCUGCUCCAGAAAAAUGCUGGCACACAUGGCAUGACUUUGCACCCAAGUCUUACAAAUGGACUUGCAGGCUUGUUAUUUAAUAUUCUGGCUUUGCUGCUAUCCUGGAACUGUUACCAUGUGUUGUAGGGGGUUGGUUCAGCAGUCCUUGCUUCCAGCAAAGAUCCCACUGAUGGCGCUGACAUACUACUGUCUACAGAGUGUAUACGGUGUUUCUGUGCAUGCUGCUGCAGACUGCUACAGAACAGAAACCUGGAAGAUUGCUUCCAGAGAUUUUGCUUCCUUCCUCCAGAAUCCCAAUAGUUUCCCAGAAAUAAGGUGUGCACUCUGUUACGAAAAAUUAGUAAGAGCUUCUCUCCUUGUGUAGUACAGCCAUGGAGAGGAAUUUAUUUGUUACCACAGAGAAGAAACCUCUGCUAGCUUUCAGAUAGGUACUGUGGUUUAGCUGGUUUGAGGGAAUACCUUACUGGUCACAGCAGUGCGCUGUUCCUUUGGUGUCUCUGGCCAUCCGAGGUGCUAGUGCUGAAUUCUACCAGUUGCAACUCUAGAGCUUUGCGGUAGGGAAUUAUUUGGGGCUGAACUUACACAGCAAUCUGCUGGAAGGUGGUGCAGGUUUUGGUUCAUGUGGCAGAACUUACAUAAAAGGCUGAGGAAACACUUGGGUAGCUGCAGCUGCCUUGGUUGGGUUAAAUCUGCCUUUAGAGGCUGGUGUGUGUCUCAGUAUGAACACAACACAGGGACAUGCUCAUCUGUAGUGUGUACAUCUACCUUGGAACCUCAGUUUCCUUGGAAUUCAACUCUCUUUGAAGCUAGAUGCUUGAAAAGACUUAAAUUAGAAAGCAUGACUAUUAUGUAUUUUAAAUGGUUCUUGCUCUGCCGGGCAAAAUGCAUCAGAGUCUUAGACUAAUGCUUAGUUAAGUGGUAAUGGGCAACCAAUAAGAGUUAGUAAACUGUGAUCCAAAAAUUGGACAAAGCAGUUAGUUUUUAAUUCAACUUGCAAGCCUUGUUGUGUGCCUCUCCACUUGGAUGAGCCCUGUUCUCUUGGAAAAGCUCUGUCUAGCCCAGCAAUGGCUGUAUAUGGGUGUAUAUGAGAAUUGUCAUAUAUUUGCAGGCAAAUGCACUUACAGGAUGCAUUCUGAAGCCUGAGAUCCUGCAAAUCCUAAAUUAGCCUGUGGUUUUCUGGCUGCUCAUUCAAUCACCGGGGUCUUACCGCAGUACUGUAGUUGCUGGUGAUGUAAAUGUCAGACUUAAAGCGGAGCAUUACGCUUCUGGGAUGACAUUUGCCACAAUACCUGUGUCAAAGGCAGUGAUGUGCCAGCACUUAUGGGAGUGUGCAGUGUGCUUGCCAAAGUUCCUUCUGCGCUUGAAAAGGCAGGUAGACUCCAGGAUCCAAAUGCUUCCAGACAGGAAAACGUGUGCAUUAUUGAACAGAUUCCAAAAUAAGAGGAGGUUCAAGCCAGUGCCUGUCGUGAUCAUAGGGAAUGGACCUUCAGGAAUCUGUCUCUCAUAUUUGCUGUCAGGCUAUACCCCUUACUUCAAAAGAGAGGCUGUUCAUCCUCAUCCCAUUCUUCAGAGGAAACUGGAAGAGGCACUAGAUGUCUCCCUUUUGGACCAGGAUUUGGAAUAUCUGUCCGAAGGCUUGGAGGGACGAUCCAGCAGCCCUGUGGCUCUUCUGUUUGAUACUCUUGAGCGUCCAGACACAGACUUUGGUGGAACAGCAGAAUCUGUCCUCACUUGGUGGCAUGAGCCUGACAGAGCCAUCCCCCACCUGGUCCUUGGCAAAAGCGCUCCUGGAGGUGCCUGGCAGUCUAUUGAGGGCUCUAUGGUUACCCUGAGCAGAGGAGAAUGGAUGGGACUCCCGGAUCUCCUGUUCAAGGACUGGCUAAAGCAAAAGAGAAGAGGCCUCAGAAACAAUAGAGCCACAGCAGAAGACAUUGCUCAAUAUUACCAACACUAUGUGAUGAAGAAAGGCUUGCAGAAGAACUUCAGAUGUGGCACUGUUGUGACCUCUGUAAGGAAAGUGAGUGCAGAGGGUGUCUCCAACCACACACAGAAAGAUCUGCAGGAGAAUGGUGACUCACUCUGGAGCUUCAAUGAGAAAAGUACAGAGGUCUUUGAGGUGGAUGGAUUUUUCAAAAAUGUGAAAGGUGAUAAAAAGCCCUUCUCUGUUUAUGCAGAGAAUGUGGUCUUGGCUACUGGAACAUAUGAUAGUCCUACUUGGCUUGGGGUCAAGGGAGAGAACCUUUCCUAUGUCCAUCACAAGCUGUCUGCCCUAGAGGAAGCAGUGAAGAACAACAGCAUUGGCAUCAUGUCAGAUCCAGUCUUGAUCGUCGGUGCUGGUCUGACAGCUGCUGAUGCAGUUCUUUUUGCUCACCAUUGCAAUAUUCCAGUACUCCAUGCUUUUCGGAGACGAGUCAGUGAUCCAGGUCUGAUUUUUAACCAGCUCCCCAAAAUGAUGUACCCUGAAUACCACAAAGUCCAUCAGAUGAUGAAAGAACAGUCAGCUGCUUGUGCUGGGCCCUAUGAACGUUACGUUAGUCUUCCUGAACAUCAUGUGCUGUCCUUCAGCAGUGACAAGAAAUGUGUCUUUCAAGACAAAAAUGGCUGCCAGAAAGUUUAUAAAAUUUCCAUGGCUCUUGUUCUAACUGGCUCAAACCCCAGCCUCUCUUUUCUGCCAAAUAAUGGCAUUGACUUGGCAAUGGACAGUGACCAACCAGUCAAUUCAAAGAGGAAUCCCAUAGACGUUGACCCAUUCACCUAUGAAUGCACUCAGGAGAAAGGACUUUAUGCUCUAGGACCUCUCGCUGGAGAUAACUUUGUACGAUUUGUUCAGGGAGGAGCUCUGGCUGCUGCCAGCUCUCUGUUAAAGAAAGCAAACAAAAAUCCGCCCUAACAAAGCAAAAUCCCUGUGCGAACUGUGUCUAGAUGGGUUUCUGCUGUUCUCUUAGUGAAGCAAAUCAUCUGAUUUGUGCAUCCUCAAAUGUAAAGUCUACUCUUGGUAUUCUCCAAGGUUGUGCAGAGUUACUAAGUUCUUGCUGAGUUAUUUGGAAAGAUUAAGCCACCAAAUACAGAGUGAGUUUCAACACACAGCAGUACCUUCAGUCCCUGGGGAUUCAGCUCCUUUCAUGCAUAGCUGUGCAUGAAGGCUGCAGGGGCUUUCAGUCUUGUGCCUGGAAAAGUUGGGGCCAAGAUAGUGAUUGCUCUUCUAUGCAACACCUUCCCAGAUGGCUGAAAUCUGAAUUGGGGAACAAUCAAUAUUGGUUAUUUCCAGGCAGCAGGCCGAUAACCCUGUGUCUGUCAGUGUCUUACAGUGUUUUCAUGAAAUAAAGUAAGCCGACAUUGGUUUAUUUGCUCCUGUGGCUCGGCUAUGUGUUCUUAUUAGACAAGAAAUCACUGAAAGAUGCUGCAGGCACCUCUCUGACACAUGAAGGGGUAUUCUGCAAAUGAAAACUGACAUAGAAACAGUUGAUACUGUAUUGUCCCACUGACACCAGCAACAAGUAAUAUGUUAUUACAUGUUACUCUUUAAAAUCAAGAGAUUCCUGUGAUGUUUUCUCCUUCUUGAGAAGGUACUGAUUUACAAGCACUUGGUUUGUCGUCUUGUGGCCUUUUACUUUCACAAUCCUACAAUUGCCAGGGCCAGAUUCUUGGCAGCUGCUCUAGAGACAGCAGAACUAAAGGGGAGCUACUGGUCUGUCAUGUGGCUGCCCAAGUACUGUAUGGGGCUUCUGCUGCACAGAGUAUUCCAUAAAGAUGCAAUAUCUUGUAUAUUGUGUGAAUUUAUAAUGUAAUGCGAUUUUUAAAGAAUAGUAUUUGUGUAAAAGGGAAAUGGCACAGUCACUUUUUGAUGGUUUUAUGCUAUAUAAAGUAAUUUUUAUACUAGUUUUCUAAAAUAUUUUUAUUGGCAAAGUAUUUUGUUACAGGCUUUCAGUGAGUGUUUUGAAUGAGCUGGGGUGGGUGGGAAUGAUGCCUUAUGUUGCAAACAGCAUUUUCAAUGGACCUUCAGGGUCUUUCAUACCUCUCACAGGAAAAGUCAGAGUCAUAGCUGAUCUGUUUUGAUGUAAAGACAGACUCUGGUCCCUGUGCUGCACUCAAAUUCACUGACAUGCCAGGAUGCUGUACAUGUCCCUGUAAAGCUGAGUGUGUGGAGACAGUGCCUGUUUGUAAAAGAAUCAGCCUGGAGUUGAGAUGUAGAAGGAGCUUGUCUGUGGUGUUGCUGUAUCAUACUUGGAUAUUUUUGCCACUGACCUUGUAUGACUCUUUUCAAUAAAGUGAUUUCAGACUUU
Molecule: messenger RNA, 6118 nt
Organism: Columba livia (rock pigeon)
Lineage: Eukaryota; Metazoa; Chordata; Aves; Columbiformes; Columbidae
Gene: OSGIN1
Product: oxidative stress induced growth inhibitor 1
Exons: 6
Coding region: 3106-4725 (539 amino acids)
Biological process (GO): negative regulation of cell growth
Molecular function (GO): growth factor activity
Source: RefSeq, a predicted model, not a curated record